AUGAAACAUGCUAGGGCGCGAAAUGUGAUUGAGAGAUAUUUUGGCCUACUUAAAGGAAGAUGGAGUAUUCUUAGAAGUCCUUCAUUUUUCCCUAUAAGAACUCAUGGACGUAUCGUGAUGGCUUGUUGCUUAUUGCAUAAUCUAAUUAGAAAAUUCAUGCCUAGAGAUGAUAUAAAUGAAGAUGAAUUGAAUGAAUCCGAUGAUGAUUCCGAAAGAGAUUCCAAUGAUGAAAGGGAAUUUAUUACAAGUGUUGCUACUUCAGAUCACUGGACCAAUUUUAGAAACAAAUUAGACCAAGAUAUGUUUAAUGAUUGGAGGGCGAGAGGAUAUGGAUGGGAUGCUGAAAAGAAAUUGUUGAAAGUAGACAAGGUCGUUUACGAUGAAUGGGUGAAGGUGUUUCAUCCAUGUAAAUGA
This is a messenger RNA of Chenopodium quinoa (quinoa), 414 nucleotides long. RefSeq lists its product as uncharacterized. The record is from RefSeq and is a predicted model, not a curated record. The transcript has 3 exons. The coding region runs from base 1 to 414 and encodes 137 amino acids. Lineage: Eukaryota; Viridiplantae; Streptophyta; Magnoliopsida; Caryophyllales; Amaranthaceae.